UUUACCUUAAGUCGAACGAUUCUCGCACGAAUUCUCUCUUUACUGCAGACAAACCGCAGUUUAUUGCUGAUGCACAUGUACUUUCCUUAUUAUACAUGCAUGCUCCACUCUUGUAUACUUCAGAAUAUCAUUUUUUAACCGUUGCUUUCGUGCUCCAGUAUAACCUACGGUUGGCGCUGCAUUUUCCUAAUAUCCCUUUUAACUGUUGCUUCGUACUCUCGUAUACCCUACGGUUCGCGCUGCGCUGCAGUUACUAGUAUUAUACGCAUUACACAGCGGUUUUCCAUUUGUAACUUUCAUUUUAGCUCCGUAUUUACCCACCUCAAUUUCCUUUAAUUUCUUACUGUUUCUAAAUACUGGAAUGACCUUGCCCUUCAUUAUAUGUAAAACACUUAUAAAUCUGCCCCACAUCUCAUCGACAGCCUCCACAUAUAGAAGCUUGAAAAAGGAACAGCGAGCUUGCACGUUACUGCCGGGAGAAGACGACUCUGGCAUGGUAGCUGCGCACAAAAGUGAGCCAGCACCACCACGGCGGAACAAUCACGACUUAAUCACGCGUCUGCACUGAACCGAAAGGGAGCCAGUAUCUCCACUACUGCUGAAUUCGUGAGAAACUGAGUUGGUUUUCAAAGCAAAUCUAAGAUAUGCUAGUGCAAGACAUUGAAACCACCGGCUAGUAGCCGUCAGUGCAUAGAGAUACUCCAUCAAGAAUGAAGCAUUUAAAUCUCCCAAGACUACAGAAAACUACGGGGAACCUUUGCGUGCUGCUCACGGACUAAGAUUGGAAUAUCUGGCAACAGUGAGCUCAGUCUCUCAUAUUCACAUACAGAAAAUGAUCAGAAUGAUCAGUGAGAGCAUCUCAUUUUAUGAAAAGAUCACCUCUCAUGAAAAAAGACCCCAAAGUUGACCAUGAAGGCCAUCUUUUUUAUGGUGUGUCAGGCUCUCUGCCUUUACCUCAUCGUGUGUAUUGACAGUCGCCUGGACUUUAAGUGGCAGGUUUGGAAGAAGACCCACGGCAAACAGUACAAGAAGGCAAAUGAGCUGCAAAAAAGAACAAUAUGGGAAGAGAACUUGAAGAAAAUUAAUGCCCACAACUUGCAGUACAAGAGAGGAAAAACAACCUUUAAGUUGGGAAUGAACCAGUUUGGAGAUCUAACCUCUUCAGAGUUUGCCAGUAUGCUGAGUUCCUAUUCUGUGAAGCAUGUAAGAGAUAUCACGCUGUCUGCCACCGACCUGCGAAGUGCUGCCAGUAAGCUGAACCUGACCAGUAUCGAUUAUAGGAAACUGGGGUACGUCACACCCGUCCAAGACCAGGGGACUUGUGGCUGCUGUUGGGCAUUCAGUGCUGCUGGAGCAAUCGAGGGGCAAACCUUCAAUAAAACGGGCAAGCUGAUACCACUGAGCAAGCAGAAUCUGCUGGACUGUGCAGAGUAUCUGGGGAACCAGGGCUGCACAGGCAGUAGGCCCUCUCUGGCCUUCCAGUACGUGAUCGACAAUGGAGGAAUUCAGGCUGAGGCGACCUAUCCCUACAAAAUGGCAAUUGGGUCCUGUCGUUUCAACAGCAGCAAGGUUGCCGCAACCGUGGCAAAUUACAAAUACCUCCCAAUUGGCAAUGAGCAGGCUUUGGCAGAUGCCCUGGCAACCAUCGGGCCAAUCUCAGUGGCCAUAGAUGCCAGGCAGAUCAGCUUCCAGUUCUACCUGUCUGGAAUCUACAAUGAUCCAAAUUGCUCCAUACUUAACCUAAGUCAUGCCAUGUUGGCAGUUGGCUAUGGAUUCCAAGGAAGUAGCAAUUACUGGAUUAUCAAAAACAGCUGGGGAACCCUAUGGGGUGUCAAUGGUUACCUGAUGCUGGCCAAGGACAAGAACAACGCCUGUGGGAUCAGCCAGUAUGGUGUUGUCCCUUUUGUUUGAGACCCCCAACUGGCUCCCUUUGUGUUCCACUGAUUCGAGUGCAGUCAUAAGCCAGACUCUGAUCAUUGGAGUUUUGUUGAAUUAAAAAUCUCAAGUGUGGGACGUGGUGGAAUGUAACCGGCAAUAAUGGGAGGAAAAAAGUGAAAACAGGCUGCCAAACACACACACUGUCACGGAGAACUAGACAGAAAGUCAAGUGUAACAAUGGCUAAUUAGAGAGGAAAUUAAAUCUGUGUGGAGGGAUUAUUUUGUAGUUCUGUGUCAGUUGAGAAGACCAGACAGUUUUACGUGCAUAUUGUAGUAAAUAAUCCUUAAACACUUCAGAAAUCUGAAAUGAUAUGAUUUCCCAAUACUCAUUCUUCAUGUUAGCAAAAUAAAUGCAACUGUUAAUUUAAAUAAAAUCUGUUUGUGUCCCAAGAGUUUUUAAAUAUUAGUAUU
Molecule: messenger RNA, 2349 nt
Organism: Polypterus senegalus (gray bichir)
Lineage: Eukaryota; Metazoa; Chordata; Cladistia; Polypteriformes; Polypteridae
Product: procathepsin L-like
Exons: 9
Coding region: 910-1911 (333 amino acids)
Biological process (GO): immune response
Cellular component (GO): lysosome
Molecular function (GO): cysteine-type endopeptidase activity
Source: RefSeq, a predicted model, not a curated record